AUGGACUUCCACGGACCGAUUAUACCGAUUUCGCAACGCGGUAACAAAUAUAUUAUCUCUCUCACCGAUGUACUAUCCAAAUUCGUCAUUGCAAAAGCAGUUCGCGAUUGCACAGCUGAAACAGCAGCACGUUUUCUCAAGGAGGAGGUCAUUUUAAAAUAUGGUACACCUCGGUGCAUUUUGACCGAUAAUGGGAGUCAUUUCACAGCAGCAGUGAUGGAAGAAUUAUUUAAACGAAUGGGUGUUAUUCAUCUAUAUUCGACACCGUAUCAUCCGCAGACUAACGGACAAAUCGAACGAUACAACGCUACCAUGGAUGCAAAAAUUGCUGCAUUAUCAAAUGAACGCCGUACAAACUGGGACGAACAGCUACCAUUCGUAACUUUCGGUUAUAACACCAGUAUCCACGCAACAACUGGACAAACACCGGUCCAAAUGAUGUACGGUCGAAAACCCGUUCUUCCAUUUGAUCAACAAUCACCUCUCGUUUCCCUACCCCAAGAUCCUGAACACGUACAAAAAUUAAACGAAUAUCUAUCGGGUCGAACUGGUGAUGCUAAAAGAAAUAUCCUCGACCAACAACAAAAAUAUAAACAACGCAUCGAUCUAAUCCAAGCUACAAAAUUGGUGCUCUCGUUCUUGUAA
Messenger RNA from Didymodactylos carnosus, 645 nucleotides. The record is from the annotation of a GenBank genome assembly. Lineage: Eukaryota; Metazoa; Rotifera; Eurotatoria; Philodinida; Philodinidae.